AUGUAUCUAGGUGAGGUUGGCUCUUUUCUGAAGCAUGCGCCAUGGAAACACACCGAUAUGUCCGCUUCUAUCAGCGGUCCCAUGAUUUUGACUCUACAGUCCAAGUAUAAGUUAGGCGGUGGUCUCGUUUUCAGAAAGAAAUUUCCCGAAAAGUACAAAGACUGCUCAGAAAUUUUGAAAAUGAAGCCACACAGGAAAAACAGAGACGGUGUAUAUACCAUUUAUCCCACUGGAGGAAUGAAGAAAAAAGCCUUUUGUGACAUGACAACAGAAGGAGGGGGAUGGACGGUUAUACAAAAAAGAAUGGAUGGAACCACCAACUUUCAAAACAAAAAAUGGAAAGAUUUUGCUGAAGGAUUUGGUCGUCCGGAUCACGAAUACUGGCUUGGUAACAAUGUCAUACAUGAUUUAACAAAAAGCGGGAAAAUGAAACUAAGAAUAGAUAUGAAAAAGUUUAACGGGGAACAAGGAUUUGUACAAUACUCAACGUUUGGUGUCGGAAGUAGUUCACAUAAGUACAAGCUGAAAGUAUCGGGAUUCCGGGGAUCAUUCGGAAUGAGAGAUUCCUUUUCCGCUCAUAAUGGGAUGAAAUUCACCACAAUAGAUAGCGAUAACGACCGGUGGAGUGGUAACUGUGCCAAAAGUCAUGGGAGUGGAUGGUGGUACAACGUCUGUCUUCUUAGUAAUCUUAAUGGUGUAUACUAUAAAAAAGCAACUGUCAGUGAUAAUGGAAUGACCUGGCAUUACUGGGGAAGCAAAGGCACCUGGGAUUCUUUGAAAUAUUCAAAGAUGAUGAUCAAAUCAAAGACCUAACUGCAAUUGGAUUUGUUCCAUGCUGACCAAUAAAUUCUUAGAAAUUCAA
This is a messenger RNA of Ostrea edulis (European flat oyster), 862 nucleotides long. Its product is annotated as ryncolin-1-like. The transcript is spliced from 6 exons. Lineage: Eukaryota; Metazoa; Mollusca; Bivalvia; Ostreida; Ostreidae. The coding region runs from base 1 to 813 and encodes 270 amino acids. The record is from RefSeq and is a predicted model, not a curated record.